AUGGCGAGGUUCUUCAGGGAGGAGGAGUACGAGGAGGAUCGGCCGGAGAAACCGAGGAUGUUCGGGGUGACGGAGGUGAGGGGGCCCUUCUACAGCCGCUCCCUCACCACCCACCAAGCUCUCCAGGUCAGUCUCACGCUGCCUCUUCAUUUUUUUUCUUCAGAAUCUCCAAGUUCUGCUCAAUCCCCCCGCGUAAUUUUCGCUGUUUUUCUUUGAAAUCCUCCUCCCCGGGGGAUUACGCGACUUCGGAAUAUAAUUUGAGAGACGGAUGGAUGGGGUGGCUCCCGCGGAAAUCUAUGUGUAUGUGGUUUUCUUUUCAAUUCUGCUUCUGUUGCCACUCCGCAUCGUCGUAAUCUUCGUCCUGGCUUCGUAUCCCCCCUGUAGGUUUUUAUGUAUUCAGUUCCAUCUUCGCCUAGCGAAUAGCGAGAGACGGAUGCUGCUGGCGCUCGCCCUCUCCUUUUAAACAUAUUUUCGCGUUUCCUUUCGUUUUCUCUGUAUAAUCCGGGCCCUAUCUUCGUUGUGGCGGUGUUUAGCCGUGGUAAAUCCUCUCAGGUGAUCGGUGCGAGAACUUUUCAGUCCUUCCAUUUCAGUGUCUCAAUCGAGAGACUAGGGUUUUUAGCAUGGAUCCUGGUAUAUUUCCUGUGAUGUGAAACAUCAGAUUAGUCUGAAUGAUCUACGCCCGUUCUAAAGCUCAAACUCUUUCUAGACUUUGAUGCAGGCCGGGUGCCUACCCUUGCCGCGAAGAUGUUAUAAUCAGUUUUCCUUUUCUUUUAUUCUUGAUGAACAUAGAUCAUGCGUUUCUGAAAUCAGUAGAGAAACUUUUCUCCAGUUCUCAUUGAUUUGGGAUGAUGAUCCCUAUAUCCAUCAGAAAAUAAUUGCUUGCCCAAUGAUUCCAUAUCGACAGCAUCGAAUCAAAGGGUCCAUCUAUGUCCUAAGCAUUUCAUUGUGUGGAGUUCUCAGUCAUCUGAUGCACUGCCCUAAACCUAAAUUCUCCAAUGUUUUUUCAGAAUUUAUCGUAUGACCAAGAAAUUUAUCAGAAUUUAUCAGGCCUUUUCAGCUCUUCUGGACUGCUAUUCACCUUCCCAGUGAUUUUCAUUUCAUGUCAAGAUUUCUUUUGAAGGUUUAUCAGGGGAUAUCUCCUUUACUACUUCUCUACUCUUAAUCUCCUCUUCUGGUAAAUUUUAUCUACUCAAUUUUGUUCUUCCCAUUAUAGCAAAUAAUUUGGCGUAUAAUCUAACUAUCUGGCUCAGUGGACUUAUAUUUCCCUGCCUGAAAUAUUUAUCUACCUCGUUAUUCCACUAGAUUUCAUCCACUCGCCUGGUGGAUGUGAUCCGUUUCUGAUAAAAAGCUAUUAAAAUUUCUUCUUCCCAUUAUAUUCACUAAUUUCACUUAUGGAUCUCUUUCCAAUUAAUAUCUAUUUAAAUUCAUUAUUAUCAUCAUAGAAAAAAAAGGUCCCACUUCACGUGAUUCUUCCUCCCAUGAUAGCCAAUAGUUUCUCAAGUUCAUCUCUCUUUCCGGUAAAAAAAUUGUUUAAAUUUCCUGUUCUUCCGCUCUAGAGAAAUUUUUUUCCCCAUAUGGAUCUAUUUCUGAUAAAAAUAUAUUCAUAUUUCUUCUUCCCAUAAUAGAAAAAAAUAAAUCCCACAUUGACGUAUUUCUUCCUCCCAUAAUAGCCAAUAAUUUCUCACGCCCAUCUGUUCCUGAAAAAGAUCUGUUUAGCUUUCUUCUUCUUUCCAUUCUAGAGAAAAAAAAUCCUUAUAUGGAUCCAAUUCUGAUAAAAAUAUAUUCAUCUUUCUUCUUCCCAUUAUAUAAAAUAGCAACCCAUGUGGAUCUGUUUGUGAUAAACCGCUUUUUAAUUUUUUUAUUUUUUAGCGUAGAAUAAUAAUUUCCCAUGAAUCUAACCUUCUGCCUUCUACUUCAGGAUAUCUUGGAGACCACGGGACAGUUCGUGGAUGGAUUGAAGUUCACCGGGGGCUCAUACAGCCUGGCGGCACGGUCUUCCAUAAGAGAAAUAAUCAACAUGGCUCAUCAGCACAAUGUCUACGUCAGCACUGGUGACUGGGCAGAUCACCUUCUCCGCAGAGGACCCUCUGCCUUCAAAGAGUAUGUGGAGGUCUGAUGAGGAACUGCCAGAAUAAUCCCACAUCGGUUGAUUCAGCAAAACCCAUUUUUUUACAGAAAUUAGUUUAUUUUUUGUUUUUUUCUGAUGUGAGAUGACUGCAGGAGUGUAGAGGGAUGGGGUUUGACAUGGUGGAUCUGAAUUCGAGCUCAAUUAGGGUUCCUGAGGAAACCCUUCUAAGACUGGUCCGUAUGAUCAAGACUGCGGGUCUGAAGGCAAGGCCCCAACUUUCGUGGAAGUUUGAUCCUGCCGAGGUUCCUGCAGGCGGAGACCGAGCGUUCGGAGCUUACAUUGCUCCAUCCCCUCAAAAAUCUGGUAUGUAUUCAUCUUGAUGCUCCCUACUUCUUCUUCUUCCAUUAUUUUCUAGCAGAAAUUCAUCCCCUGUUGAUGCCUGACCUGACAAAAUUAAGCCCAUAUCGAGAAGUGAUCUCUCUUGGCUGGGUUUGUGCUUCCAUAGUUUCAUAUUUCUCUCUCUCUCUCUCUCUCUCUCUCUCUCUCUCUCUCUCUCUCUAUCAAUCUCUGAUAGUUGAGGUCUCUGAACCUGUCAAGCUGGCUCAAAUCCCAUUUUUUCCCGGCCCAUUCUCUCUGGCGAAAACUAGUAGCUAGCUGACAGAACAUCCCCUUGGGUUGACAAAACUUCUCUCUCUCUCUCUCUCUCCCUAUUUCUCUCUGAUAGUUGAGGGCUCUCCCUAUUUCUCUCUCUCUCUCUCUCUAAUAGUUGAGGGCCCUGAACCUGACUUGUUGGCCCAAAAGGCCAUUUUUUUUCUCUGACAACCAUGGGUAGCGAGCUGACGAAACUUUUCCCCUUCGGGCUGACCACGCAGAGAUUGUUGAAGACGUUGACUUCCUGAUCAGGAAGGCCGAGAGGUGCUUGGAGGCGGGUGCAGAUGGAAUCAUGAUCGCGAUCGACGGCGCGGAGUUGCCCACGGAUGCCAUCGCCAAGAUCGUGGGGCGGCUGGGGCUGGACAGAACCAUGUUCGAAGCCCUGGAUGGCGGCGCCCCGGAGUGGUUUGUAGGGAGAUACGGGCCGAGGGUAGAGAGAUUUUCUUUUCUUUUUUCUUGGCCUGUUCGAGCCGGUUGACUUCUGCAGCGAGGUCCUGAUGCUUUUAUGGUCUGAUUUCAGGUCAACCUCUUCGUGGAUCAUUCUCAGGUGAUGGGUCUGGAAUGCCUCCGAGGGCAUGAUGUGGGUGGGAGGAGGAGGCACCGGGCCUCUGGUGGUGGUGGUGGUCCCUCCUACUUUCUUUUCUGA
Messenger RNA from Spirodela intermedia, 3365 nucleotides. The record is from the annotation of a GenBank genome assembly. Lineage: Eukaryota; Viridiplantae; Streptophyta; Magnoliopsida; Alismatales; Araceae.